AUGAACGCAUUGACCAAGGUGAAGCUUAUCAAUGAAUUGAACCAGCGGGAGGUGGAACUCGGGGUGGCCGAAAAGGUAUCAUGGCACGCUGAAUACAAGGACAGCGCUUGGAUCUUUCUGGGGGGACUCCCCUAUGAACUGACUGAAGGAGAUAUCAUCUGUGUGUUUUCUCAAUACGGUGAAAUUGUAAAUAUUAAUCUUGUACGAGAUAAGAAGACCGGAAAGUCCAAAGGAUUCUGUUUUCUUUGCUACGAAGAUCAGAGAAGCACGAUUUUGGCCAUCGACAAUUUUAAUGGGAUUAAGAUUAGAGGAAGAACUAUCCGAGUGGAUCAUGUGGCUAAUUACAGGCCUCCCAAGGAUUCCCAGAAUAUGGAUGAUGUAACCAGAGCACUCUGGGAAAAGGGCUGUGGGGUUAAGACCCCGUCUCCUAGUUCGUUGGAAUCCUCGGAAGAUGAGACACCUGUGAAAAAGCAUAAAAAAGACAAAAAAGAGAAAAAAAGGAAGAACAAAGACAAAGAUAUUAGAACAAACAUGGAUAAGCAGGAAAUGCCCACAUCAUCGUCCGUAGUGUCCCGCCACAAGACCAGGAAGGAGAAAGAGAGUUCUGGUCUGGGUAAGUCUGCCACGGGAAGUCUCGACAAGAACUCCAGUCCUGAGCGGCGAGAAGGACACAGACACUUAAGCAGCUCACCUGUGUUCUACCGAAGUCACUUGAGAGAGCCGAGCCUACCUCGAGGAGGGAUUCGAGAAGGGAUAAGCCAUGGCAUAAGAAAUCCUCAAGCAGCUCCAGCAGGAAGGAAAGGAGGAGGAAGGAAAAGAGAACGAGAAAGAAGCCGCAGCUCGGAAAAGCACACGCACCUGGGUGAUGAUCAUUCUGAAGGCGGGUCCAAGAGGAGACACAAACACAGAUGAGCUUUUAACAAAACAAUAUCAGUAAAAUGGAAGGGGCAGGUGUCAGAUUUAAAAUAAGGUGAAGAAGAAAAAUACAUAAUGAAUAAAUGGAAGUGUGAUUUUUUUUUCAAA
Messenger RNA from Antechinus flavipes (yellow-footed antechinus), 1023 nucleotides. RefSeq names its product RNA-binding motif protein, X-linked 2-like. The transcript has a single exon. Gene Ontology annotation, molecular function: RNA binding. The coding region runs from base 1 to 912 and encodes 303 amino acids. Lineage: Eukaryota; Metazoa; Chordata; Mammalia; Dasyuromorphia; Dasyuridae. Gene Ontology annotation, cellular component: U2 snRNP; catalytic step 2 spliceosome; precatalytic spliceosome. Gene Ontology annotation, biological process: mRNA splicing, via spliceosome. The record is from RefSeq and is a predicted model, not a curated record.